Molecule: messenger RNA, 3429 nt
Organism: Ailuropoda melanoleuca (giant panda)
Lineage: Eukaryota; Metazoa; Chordata; Mammalia; Carnivora; Ursidae
Gene: ADAM8
Product: ADAM metallopeptidase domain 8
Exons: 25
Coding region: 195-2807 (870 amino acids)
Biological process (GO): proteolysis; inflammatory response; positive regulation of cellular extravasation
Molecular function (GO): metalloendopeptidase activity; cell adhesion molecule binding
Source: RefSeq, a predicted model, not a curated record
GACCGCAGACUUCGGACCCCGAGCGCGCCCCCUGUUCUUGCCCGGGACCCCCGAGCGCGCCCCCUGUUCUUGCCCCAGACCCCCGGGUACGCCCCCCGAGCGCGCCCCGGCCAUGCGCGGCCUGGGGCUCCAGCUGCUCGCGCUGUGUCUAAAAGUGGCCGCCCCCAGCACCCUGCUGCCCCACGUGGAGCAGUAUGAGGUGGUGUGGCCCCAGCGCCUGUCAGCAUCCCGUGCCCGCCGAGCUCUGCCCUCCCACCUGGUCCUCUGAGGGACUUCCCGGCCUUGGGUGCAUCCCCAGCCCAGCAGAGCUCCAUCACACCCAGCUUGGAGGUGGGUGGACCCUGGGGCAGGGCCUCUCACCCUGGACCCCUCCCUUUCCCCUGGCUCAGGACCUGUACCCGGAGAGUGUGAGCUUCGUCCUUGGGACCCAAGGGCACAACUUCACCCUGCACUUGAGGAAGAACAGGGACCUGGUGGGCUCGGGCUACACGGAGACCUACAAAGCUGCUAAUGGCUCCCAGGUGGUAGAGCAGCUACAAAGGCAGGGUCACUGCUUCUACCAGGGCCACGUGGAGGGGCACCAGCAUUCCGCCGCCAGCCUCAGCACCUGUGCUGGCCUCAGGGGCUUUUUCCGGGCCGGCUCAGAUGUCCACCUGAUCGAGCCCCUGGACGGGGGUGGCGAAGAGGGACAGCAUGCACUGUACCGGGCGCAGCACCUGCAACAGAAGGCCAGGACCUGUGGGGUCAGCGACACCAGCUUGGAGAAGGCCUUGGGGCCUCGGAUCUCGGCUGCCUUCAGGCCCCGGAACUGGCCAGUGGCCCGAGACACCCGCUACGUGGAGCUGUAUGUGGUCACGGACAGCGCAGAGUUCCGGCGGCUGGGGAGCAGGGCAGCUGUUCGUAGCCGGGUGAUGGAGGUGGUAAACCAUGUGGACAAGCUUUAUCAGGAGCUCAAUUUCCGUGUGGUCCUGGUGGGCCUGGAGAUGUGGAACCAAGAGGACCAGAUUCACGUGAGCUCGAACCCCGACACCACACUGGACAACUUCCUCCAGUGGCGGACACAGAACUUGGUGGGACGGCACCAGCACGACAAUGCGCAGCUUAUCACGGGGGUUGAGUUCACCGGGACCACCGUGGGACUGGCCAAGGUGUCGGCCAUGUGCUCCCAGGACUCUGGGGCUGUAAACCAGGACCACAACCUAAAGAACCCCAUCGGCGUCGCGUCUACCAUGGCCCACGAGAUGGGCCACAACCUGGGCAUGGACCAUGACGAGAACAUUCAGGGCUGCUACUGCCCCGUGCCACGGGAGGGCGGCGGCUGCAUCAUGGCGGCCAGCAUCGGCGCCCAGUUCCCCAGAAUGUUCAGCCAGUGCAGCCGCGCUGACCUGGAGAUGUUCAUGGAGAAGCCUCGGACAGCCUGCCUGGCCAACGCCCCCGACCCCGGCCGGCUGGUGGGCGACCCUGUGUGCGGGAACCGGUUUGUGGAGCGUGGGGAGCAGUGUGACUGCGGCCCGCCCCAGGCCUGUCGGAACCCUUGCUGCAACGCCACCACUUGCCAGCUGGCUGCGGGGGCCCAGUGCGCCCAGGGCUCUUGCUGCCGUGACUGCAGGGUGACCCCUGCCGGUGAGCUGUGCCGUCCCCCCAAGGAUGCGUGUGACCUUGAGGAGUACUGUGAUGGCCAGCGGCCAGCGUGCCCGGAGGACGUCUUCCAGGAGAACGGCACACCCUGCCCAGGGGGCUACUGCUACAAUGGGGUCUGCCCCACGCUGGCCCAGAGGUGCCGGGACUUGUCGGGGCUAGGUUCACGGGUUGCCGUGGAAACAUGCUACACCUACAACCUCUUACCAGGCUGCCAGGGCAGGCUCACCCAUGGUGCCAGCAGGGUCAACAAGUGUGGCAUCCUGUACUGUGAGGGUGGACAGAAGCCCCCAGAGCGGAGUUCCUGCUCCUUCGCCUCCCCCGCGGGCACUUGCCAGGCUCUCGUCCUGGAGGGAGGUGCAGGGUACGAGCCGGUGCCGGAAGGCACCAAGUGUGGCGAGGAGAAGAUUUGCUGGAAAGGACUCUGCCAGCUCCUGCAAGUUUACAGAUCCAGGAACUGCUCCGCCCAGUGCAACAGCCGUGGGGUGUGCAACCACAAGGGAGAGUGCCACUGCCACCCGGGCUGGGCGCCGCCCCGCUGCGCAGAGCCGCUGCCCCAUAUGCGCACAGUGGCCACUGUGCAUGCAGCCGUCCACAGCACCACGGCCUCCAGGGUCUGGCCAGACCUUGCUCAUGUCACUGUGGGCCAGGGACCAGUCACCACCAAGCCCUCCAACCCGUCAUCUGAGAGCCUGCAGCACUGGUGGUCCAGGAGCCCCCUGGUGGGCGUGCUGGUAUCCGUGGUGCUGCUGGUGGCUCUCCUGGCAGGCGUGGUCAUCUUCUGGAAGGCCCGGAGCCGCGUCUGUUCGAGGAGCGCAGCGCCCAAGACUGCCAAGGGGCUCUCCAACCCCCUGUUCCACGAGGGGCAUGGUAUGCCAGCCAAGGGUGGGGCUCCGGCCCCCCCCACCCACCCCAGCCAGCCCACCAUGCCCAUGACCCGCACGGCGACCCCUAAGCAGCCACCGCCUGCUCCUCCAGCCACCAUGUCCAAACCACCCUUCACCGUUCCUGUGUACACCCGGCCGCCCCCAGACCAGCUCAGACCUGCUCCUCCUGCCAAGCCCCUCCCUGAGCUGAAGCCCAAGCAGGGUGUGAAGCCGACCUUCCCACCCCCGAUGCCACCAGUCAAGCCUGGGGCUGGAGGGGCCAACCCUGGACCCACGCAGUGAGCCGCUCCUGCGGGCCGUGAAUCUUUCCCUCCUGUUGGUACAAGGGAGACAGUCGAAGGUUACAGGGGUUAGCGGCUGCGGCGUCACCGGCCGUGGGAGCGGCGAUGACCGCCGUCGCGUGAGGGGUGACCUACGUCUAAGAACUGCGGGAGCGAGUGUGAUUCAUUCGUGCUCCCGGUAGCAGAUGCCUUAGCGGCCGUUCGUUUCUUCCUUCGAGGGCGCCGCGGGUCCGAAGGCUGCUCUGAAGCCCCCCGUGCAGAGGCGGUGACGCCGGGCAGCGGACGCCGGGCCUGAGCGGGGAGCGCGGCUGCCCUUCAGGGGAGGGGCCCGGCCCCCUGCCCCCUGUCCCCUGUCCCGGCCCCCUGCCCCCUGCCGCCCUGCCCCCGCCCCCCGCGGCCGGCCUGACAAGUGCCAACGGAGGAGCCGAACCCCGAGGGGCACCUGCGGCCGCUGCUCUGGGAGCCCCCGCCCACCCCCGGGGUCCCGCGGCGGGGCCGGAACUGCAAUGAAGAGUGUAUUUUCUGAUUAAGUUAUUAUUAAGUUCUAAAUAAUCGCAGUUGUUUACGAAAUCGAUGUUACACUGUGCGUUAAACAAUGUGGAAUACAAUUUAUAACACGUUAA